Molecule: messenger RNA, 2178 nt
Organism: Monomorium pharaonis (pharaoh ant)
Lineage: Eukaryota; Metazoa; Arthropoda; Insecta; Hymenoptera; Formicidae
Exons: 2
Coding region: 237-632 (131 amino acids)
Source: RefSeq, a predicted model, not a curated record
GCGUCGGUGCGAGCGCGGAGGAGCGCGACCGCGUCUUCGCCAAGCUGAACCAGGAGGAUGAGGAUUUCCGCCGGAAGAUCGUCGACCUACACCGCAAGCUGUCGGACGUGGAUGCGGCACCGGAAACGCUCGGUUCGCCUAAUUCCAGCAGGAUUUCCAAGGAAGCUGAACGUCUGAGGGAGUUGGAGGCCGUCGCGAGAAGAGCGGAGGAGACUAAUUCUCGCAACGCCGAGGAGAUGAACGCCGAGAGGUGGCGAGAAGCUAUGCGGAGAGAGGACUCCGUCGAGGUGAGCGACAGGAGGAGAUACAGAAGCAGAAGACAGGAUCAGCUGAGAAGAUCGAGGAGAUUCGAGGAGGAAUUCGACGAUCAGAACGGGAGUCCGUCCAGCACCGGCGAGACAAAUUUUCUGAACAGACUGAGGCUAAAGAGACGGAGCUUGAAGCUACUGAGUUUUCUGAGCGGAAGAGCGGCGGAUAGAUCGCAAGAGGAGAGAGCAACGCGACUGCUGAGAAUGUACAUGCCGGAGAAAAGUGGCGCCAGGUCGGCGCAGAACACGAUCUCGAUUCAUCACACAUCGAGGGACAGGCGCUUCUGGAAACUGCGCAAUCGGAGACGAACCAGUUCCGCGUAGUAAACUCGUAAGAGUUAUCCAGGUUCACAUAGCUGGUGAUGCUUUACUCGUGAGUCACUCUCGUUGCUGCCGAACGUAUAUGAAAUGCGAUCAUGUCGUUUUGCAACGAAAUCAUUACGUGAUAACCAUUGUCAAAAUUGAUACGAAGCGUUCAUCAAGUAAAAUCGCGCGUUAGUUUGACAAAAAACAUUAAUAUAUUAAAAUGUAUUAGUAAUAUUAAUAUUGGGGAAGCUAUAAAAUAAUAUAAUGAAUACUGUGAUAGAGAAUAGAGGACGAUUAGAACUGACAAAUACACUUGUAGAAAAUAACAGAAAAAUAAUAAGAUUUGACACACGAGUAAGCCGUCGCUCAGAAAAUCGUAUACAUUAAAAAGGGAAGGGAUCGCGGAGGAAUCAAAAGAAAAAUCGGCGAUCACUGUCUCUCCGUUACUAGGACUUCCAAAAAAAAAAACACAUUCGCGUUUACCGAGACUUUUUGAAUUCCGCUCGAUCAUGUACCGAAAUCGUUUUCAUAGAAUGGCAAUAGUGAAUACGAAUAGCUGACAUUAGAUUUAACUGCAGUUUCCAAUCUAGUUCACUUCUUAGUAAAGGGAGUAAAAGUCGCAGUUGGUCGUUCAUCAUUGAUUGGCAACGGAAACGCAACUUCCGCAGGAUUUAGUCGACCGAGUACAGUUUCAGAAUCGCGCUAUUAGUACGCUUGCUAAAACCUCGCAAGGACAAGACGUCCUUUGGGCACGGCCUAGCGGAUUGUUUCCGGAUCGUUCGAGCUAAUCGGCGGCAGUUGGAAUUGGCGAGUUUUGCUCGCGAAGUACAGACUUCUUCUGACUUUCGACUCUUUUUUGUUUGGAACACUGUAUCUAAGUAGGUCCGCACGACUGACCCAAAGCGGCAUUUAUCUUCCACUUAUUAUACUAGGUGUCCCGCAACAAGCAGCUGAUGUCUCUUACGCAAUGUUGAGGCCAUUUUAUGUUAAGGAGAUAAAUCAAUACGAAUCGUCCCGAGAGAAGGGCUGUGGUACAAUAAUAAUAUUAAAUUUAAUGUAAUCAAUUAAAGUAAUAUAAAGUAACAAAUUAAAUUUAAGUUUACAUAUUAUUAUUACACCACGGCAGGUUAUUUACUGUGCAAUAACCAUCUAAUGAUGUGUAAGUCUUAAAUUUAAUCUUAAUUUAAUUCAAUGUAAGAUUAUAUAUUAUAAAUCGGAACCUAACAUUUGUAUUUGAACUUUUUGACUAAAAGUGAAGAAACCCCAUGAUUGAUAUAACGAAAUCUUAUUGCAGGGCAUCUUAUAGAUCUUGCUCUCGUCUAUGAAGGAUCCCAAAUCCACUGGGUCAGCAGUCAUUGAUUUCAAAAUUGGAGUCUGUCAUCAUUGGUCACAUCUACUUUAACGAGAAUUGAUAAAGAGAUAUCAUCUUAAUUUAACAUUAAUUUUUGUUAAAUAUUUCAUAUAAAUUAAGUUUUAAUAUAAACGAACAGGAGAUUGAAAUCAAUUUAAAAAAUUCUAUGCAAACCUAGGGAUGUGGGAUGCUUCAAAUAGACUAAGAAUUAAA